GAUCAGAUAUCAGUCAGUAUAAAGAUUAAAGACUAGGACAACAGUUUUAACUGUUCUAUAAGUUUAAAAAUAAAUGUAUGUAUUGUGCUUAAGUUAUUGAGGGUUCUCAUAUAGGAAUCAUGUUUUCAACUAGCUCGCAAAGAAAGUUUUGGACAUUUAGUGACGAAAAUGAAUUGGCAUGUCAUCGAGAAAAGCACAACUUAGAGUUUAUUUCAAGACACGGUCAGAACUUUGAUGAACAACAACGUUACAAUUAUUUUUUAUCUCCAGAAGAGGAAAGACUGUUAUUAAAGCAGUAUGAGCUGCAUUUAAAAGAAUUCUGUAAAAGAUUCCAGCCUCCUAUGCCUAAAGGAGUUAUUGGUACAGCAUUUCAUUACUUCAAACGUUUCUAUCUGUACAAUUCUUCUAUGGACUAUCAUCCCAAAGAAAUUCUCGCUACAUGUGUGUAUUUAGCAUGCAAAGUAGAAGAAUUUAACGUAUCCAUUGGACAAUUUGUUGCUAAUAUUAAAGGUGACAGAGAAAAAGCUUCUGAUAUUAUUUUAAACAAUGAAUUACUUCUUAUGCAGCAGUUAAAUUAUCACUUGACUAUUCACAACCCUUUCCGUCCUGUUGAGGGUUUCCUUAUUGACAUUAAGACAAGAUGCUCUCUGGCAAACCCGGAGCGGUUACGUUCAGGAAUUGAUGAGUUUCUGGAAAAAGUUUUUCUCACUGAUGCUUGUCUUUUGUAUGCUCCUUCACAAAUUGCAUUAGCAGCUGUAUUACAUGCAGCCAGUAAAGAACAAGAGAACCUGGAUAGUUAUGUGACUGACAUGUUGUUUAGAGAUGCAGGUCCUGAUAAGUUAGCAGUUUUAAUAGAAGCUGUUAGAAAAAUAAGAUCAAUGGUUAAAAUGGUUGAGAGUCCUGCUCGUGAACGAGUUAGGGCCAUAGAAAAGAAAUUGGAUAGAUGUCGAAAUCAGGAGAACAAUCCUGAUAGUGAGAUAUAUAAACGGAGAAUCCGAGAAGCUUUAGAUGAGGAUGAUGUGCAGUACACUGGUACUAGUAGAAUGUCAUUAGAUACAAGUGGAGUAACACAAGUAUUGUCUCCAUCAGCAUCUUAAAUUUAUAGAAAUUUUUAAUGUGACCACUAAAUGCUUGGAAAACUAGUGCUAAUUUAUUAUUUACACUUUGACCUGGUUGUUGAUGGUGUAAAUGACCAUAAAUGAAACUUAAUUUUUUUAUGUAUAAAACUUCAUGUAGAUUUAAAAAAUUCCAAUCACAAUUAUGAUAUUGUUUAUAAAUUCAUAAAUUCCGAGGGUACAAAGCACAUUCAAACAAUUACAUGGUUGAAGAUACAAUUUUAUUAUUAUCAUUUAAAAAUGUAUUCUAAAUUAGAAAUCGACUAACCUAAACCUAUUGUAUAUAUGACUACUUUAUCUAAAUUUGGUUAUUUUUUAAAGCCUGACCAAUAAAAUUUGAGACUUGAA
Molecule: messenger RNA, 1463 nt
Organism: Pieris rapae (cabbage white)
Lineage: Eukaryota; Metazoa; Arthropoda; Insecta; Lepidoptera; Pieridae
Gene: CycH
Product: cyclin-H
Exons: 1
Coding region: 120-1097 (325 amino acids)
Biological process (GO): regulation of cyclin-dependent protein serine/threonine kinase activity; DNA-templated transcription; regulation of transcription by RNA polymerase II
Cellular component (GO): nucleus; transcription factor TFIIK complex
Molecular function (GO): cyclin-dependent protein serine/threonine kinase regulator activity
Source: RefSeq, a predicted model, not a curated record